Molecule: messenger RNA, 5461 nt
Organism: Sander lucioperca (pikeperch)
Lineage: Eukaryota; Metazoa; Chordata; Actinopteri; Perciformes; Percidae
Gene: egfra
Product: epidermal growth factor receptor a (erythroblastic leukemia viral (v-erb-b) oncogene homolog, avian)
Exons: 28
Coding region: 193-3783 (1196 amino acids)
Biological process (GO): cell surface receptor protein tyrosine kinase signaling pathway; multicellular organism development; negative regulation of apoptotic process
Cellular component (GO): basal plasma membrane; signaling receptor complex
Molecular function (GO): ATP binding; epidermal growth factor binding; epidermal growth factor receptor activity
Source: RefSeq, a predicted model, not a curated record
UGUCCUCGCUGCACGAGCUCGGACUGCUGGAGAUAUCUGCGAGGAGGAGGAGCUGUCAAAGUUUGAGUUUCCCAGAGAAAGAAAAGUCUUUUACUAAACGAGAAAAAAAAGAUUUUCCAGUUUUGAUAAAGCGGUAUAUCGCGUGUUGUUGGCAUGGAAUGACACCUUCUCACCGGGAGCUUCAAAAACACGAUGGCCACCCGUUUUGUGAAGUGGAUCAGUCUCACCUCUCUGCUCUGCUUGGGCUGCUGUGUUCUGGCGGAAAGGAAAGUUUGCCAAGGCAUCAGCAAUCGUUUAAACCUUCUGGGUUCCAAAGAUGACCACUACCUGAACAUGGUGAAGACCUACAGCAACUGUACUGUGGUCCUGGAGAACCUGGAGGUCACCUACAUGGAGGAGCACCGUGACCUGUCCUUCCUCACGUCUAUUGAAGAAGUGGGCGGCUAUGUGCUGAUCGCCCUCAACACAGCAUCCAGGAUUCCUCUGCAGAACCUGCGCAUCAUUCGAGGUCAUUCGCUCUAUGAGGGAAUGUUUGGCCUCGCUGUGCUGACCAAUUAUGACAAAGGGACAGGUCAGGGCACCAAUGAGCUUCUUCUGACCAACCUGACAGAAAUUCUUAAAGGAGGUGUAAAGUUUGGGACCAACCAGCCAUGCAAUGUGGAAACAAUACAGUGGUAUGAUAUUGUCAACACUGAUAUCAAACCCAAAAUGGUGCUCCCAUCGGCCAUUAGCCAUCCACGUUGUAAAAGCUGCGACCCAAGCUGCUUCAAUGGCUCAUGCUGGGCACCUGGUCCUCAAAACUGUCAGACCUUAACAAAGCUGAAUUGUGCACAGCAGUGCUCAAAGAGAUGCAAAGGGCCUUCACCCAGCGACUGUUGUAAUGAGCAUUGUGCUGCGGGCUGCACAGGACCACGGCCCACUGACUGUCUGGCCUGUCGGGACUUCCAGGACAACGGGGUGUGUAAGGACUCCUGCCCGGGCCUCAUGCGCUACGACCCCAACCUGCACCAGCUGGUACCCAACCCAUUUGGAAAGUACAACUUUGGGGCCACCUGUGUAGAGAGCUGCCCACAUAACUAUGUUGUAACUGAUCAUGGAGCUUGUGUGCGGACGUGCAGUGUUAACACAUAUGAGGUGGACGAGGGACGAAUCAGGAAGUGCGCCAAGUGUGAUGGACUGUGCCCAAAAGUGUGUAAUGGGCUUGGAAUAGGAAACCUGACAAACACAUUGUCUAUCAAUGCCACCAACAUUGAUUCCUUUAAAAACUGCACAAAAAUCAAUGGUAACAUUGCUAUCAUCAAGACAUCAAUUUAUGGUGAUGACUAUACCAAAACACCAAAGAUGGACCCUGCCCAGCUUGAUGUGUUUAAGACAGUUAAGGAAAUUACUGGAUACUUGUUGAUUCAAACAUGGCCAGCGAGCAUGAGCUCACUCAGUCCUUUUGAGAAUCUGGAGAUCAUCCGAGGACGAACUAAGCGUGGUAGCCGCAGCGUGAUUAUGGCUCAUCUUGAUAUCAACUACUUGGGCCUUCGGUCCCUCAAAGAAAUCAGCGAUGGAGACGUGGUCAUCAUUAAGAACCGGAACCUGUGCUACGCCAACAAUAGCCACUGGAAAGGGCUCUUCAAAUCAGAAAGCCAAAGUGCUACCAUAGAAGAAAAUGCUGAUGCUGCCACAUGUGCCCUGCAAAACAACACUUGUGACAGGAAGUGUGCCACGGACAGCUGCUGGGGCCCUGGCCCGGACAUGUGUUUUGCCUGCCGUGACCACAGCCGUGGUGGGAGCUGCGUUGACUCCUGCAAUAUCCUGGAGGGAGAGCCGCGAGAGGCCGUCGUGAAUAAAACCUGCAUAGAGUGUCACCCCGAGUGUCAACGCUUGAAUGGAACCGCAACCUGCAGUGCGCCUGGUUCUGGAAACUGUACUAAGUGUGCCAACUUCCAAGACGGCCUUUUCUGUGUUUCUCGAUGUCCCCAAGGCGUGCCAGGGGAGGAUGACAUGCUGGUGUGGAAAUACGCAGAUGAGAUGAAAGUGUGCAGGCUAUGCCACAAAAACUGCACUCAAGGGUGCAUGGGGCCUGGUCUCCAAGGCUGCCCGAGUAAAAGCCCCUCUGGCCUUUCCAUGAUUGCGGCUGGUGUAGUUGGUGGGUUGCUGGCUGUUCUUGUUGCAGCCCUGUCUGUGUUUGUGUUGCUACGCCGACGCCACAUCAAGAGGAAGAGAACCAUGCGUAGACUUCUCCAAGAGAGAGAGUUGGUUGAACCUCUGACUCCAAGUGGAGAGGCUCCAAACCAGGCUCUGCUGCGAAUCCUGAAGGAACCUGAAUUUAAGAAAAUCAAAGUGCUAGGAUCCGGAGCUUUUGGUACAGUUUACAAGGGCCUGUGGGUUCCAGAGGGAGAGGAUGUGAAGAUUCCAGUAGCCAUCAAGGUUUUAAGAGAGGCCACAUCACCAAAAGCAAACAAAGAGAUCUUGGACGAGGCUUAUGUGAUGGCCAGUGUGGAACACCCCCAUGUGUGUCGUCUGCUUGGUAUCUGCCUGACCUCCACAGUGCAGCUCGUCACCCAGCUGAUGCCCUACGGCUGCCUGCUGGACUACGUCAAAGAGAACAAAGACAAUAUCGGCUCCCAGUACCUGCUCAACUGGUGUGUGCAGAUAGCCAAGGGUAUGAACUACCUGGAGGAGCGGCACUUAGUACACCGUGACUUGGCAGCAAGAAAUGUCCUGGUGAAGACUCCUCAACAUGUCAAGAUCACUGACUUUGGUCUGGCUAAACUCCUCAACGCAGAUGAGAAAGAGUACCAUGCAGAUGGCGGAAAGGUACCAAUAAAAUGGAUGGCUCUUGAAUCUAUCCUGAACAGAACAUACACACACCAGAGUGACGUAUGGAGUUAUGGCGUAACAGUUUGGGAGCUGAUGACAUUUGGGACCAAACCGUAUGAUGGGAUUCCAGCCAGUGAAAUAGCUGGGGUCCUGGAGAAAGGGGAGAGACUGCCUCAACCACCAAUCUGUACCAUAGAUGUCUACAUGAUCAUGGUGAAAUGUUGGAUGAUUGAUGCGGAUAGCCGACCUCGUUUCCGGGAACUAAUAGCUGAGUUUACAAAAAUGGCCAGGGAUCCUUCUCGAUAUCUGGUCAUUCAGGGCGAUGACUGCAUGCACCUGCCGAGUCCUACAGACACUAAAUUGUACCGCAGCCUGAUCAGUGGGGAUGGAAUGGAGGACGCUGUGGAUGCAGACGAGUACCUGGUGCCGCAACAUGGCUUUUUCAGCAGCCCGAGCACCUCCGUCACACCGCUGCUUCACUCCACAAGCCUCAACAGUAGCAUUGGAACGUGCCACAGCAGAACUGGCUUAUUGAAUGGAUUCCCGAGCAGAGAUGGAAGCAUAGUACUCCGAUAUAUUCCUGACCCCACAGACAAACUUUUAAACAACGCCUUCCUGCCAUCUCCAGACUACAUGAACCAGAACGGAGUGUCAGAUGUGAUGAAUCCCAUCUACCAGCACCCUGGUCCACCUCGCACCAUCCUUCCCACCAUCUCUUCAGACGACACAGAGACAGAGUACCUGAACUGCUUCAAAAACGGGGCCUACGGACCGGAGUACCUCAACGAGGUCCAGUCCCCCGCUAUGCUCCCGCACACCACCAAUGGCACGGUCCACAGCAUUCAGAAAUACCAGCCACAAAAUAGCAUAGACAACCCUGAUUACCAACAGGAUUUCACUCCCACCUUCAAGACUCACGCCAACGGACACAUCCCAGCAGCAGAGAAUACAGAGUACCUGGGCCCAGACUGAGGACUUGGUGGAUACAGACAAUAAGUAUGAGACUGUUUCCUGUUCCAUUAAAAAGGCGCAUCGAUGUAUUGGCUGAGAAAGCAUAGCUAAGUGAUACCAUCAAUUAUCAUAUAUGUUCUUAUGGAGUUAAGUGACACUUUGUGCAGCUUUCCGUGUUGUGCGCAUGCAGUCAUACUUGUCACGCAAAACCCAUCUCAUCCCAAAGACUUUUUUUCCUACCACCAAACUACAAAUGACUUUUUCUUGAUGACUACAUGGCUCAGUUGAUCUGAGAGUUGCUGGACCGGAUGCGCUCCAUCCAUAUGUUUCAACCCCUGUCAGAAAGUUGUGCACAAAAUGUUGUAUGUGAUCACAACGCCUUUUUUCUAGGAGGCAGAAGCUGGCAGCUCAACCCAAAACACAAGCCAAGUGUGUUGUAGAAUCAAACAGUUCACACAAUCAGUCAACAGAAUUGAAAUGUUGGAAUUUAAAGGGUUGACAGCACACAGUGGUGUUCUCGCUUGAUGCUGAUGUGAAGGCUUGGAAUAUUUCUCUGUGGUGUCAUGACGGGAGAUUUUAAAAAUGCCGGCUCAGCUGUUGUGGUCCUCAGAGGCCUGACGACACUCAUUUUGAAGGAUGAGUCAAGGAGGAAACAAAAUGUUGCAAUGUAUAGAAUCUAUUGUCAGUUUAAAGGGGAAUACUGGUGAAUUGUAUUGUUUAAAUAUGUUACUUUUAUGCUCUAAGACAGUUCUGUAUGUAUUACAAACGGGUUGCUGUCUCUCUUAGAUUGAAACGAGUGAGCGUUUCCUGUACCCCUGAAGUGUGAUGAUAUCACACUACCUGUGCAGAGAAUGUUAUGGUAAAUAUAGCAAAUGUGAUUGUAGUUGUAUUCACACAGCUGUGUUGUGCAGUUCAAAACCUGCAGCACGAGCAUGAAGCCUAUUUGUGUGGACCCACAAAGUUAGCUUAACUUUGAGCAUUAUAUCAGUAGGGCACAUACAUUUGUGUACCCAGGAAGUAUUUUCUGGUCUGGUCUUACUGAGUAUUUCCCCCAUUAGUAUCUUAACACUGUCUGCAUUCACACAGUUUAUCAAGUGUUUACAAUACAAAAAACGUUACCAAGAAAAACUAAAAAGCUUCAAAAGAGUUUUCUUCUUGUUUGGAAUAUUGAUGGUACAACUGUCUUAGGUCAUGUGAGUAACUUGUUUGAAUUGUUAGAUUAGAAGUAGUAUUUCCCUGUAAACAUGAGUUGUUUUACAUACUAUUUGAAUUGUUCAAGUCAGAACAAAGAAUGUGUCUAAUGUAUCUAUAUUAUUUCAUGGAGACUUUUCUUCUUUUAUUUUAUUUUUUACAAAAGUGUAGACUGUUGUUUCACAAGGGUGUUGACACCAUAUCUAUGGAUCUGCUCCUAGCUUCUUAGCUUUAAAGUUUGUAUUCUUCUAAGAGCAUUAACUUUGCAAAUAUUAUUCCUAGUUUUAAAGGAAUAUACUAUUGUAGCAACCUGAAAUCCCUACUUUUGCAGAUUUUACACAGGUACAUGUACAGAAAACCGUGAUUAUACUGUAUACCCCAAAAUAGUCACCUAUAAUUUAUACUCAUUACAUAGUUUUGUCACAUCAUACGUGAAUAUGCACUUAUUCCUGAAUUGUGAUUAUUUCAUUCAAAGGUGAACAUGAAUAAAUCUUUUUUUCUAUGGAAA